Messenger RNA from Piliocolobus tephrosceles (Ugandan red Colobus), 3437 nucleotides. RefSeq names its product inhibitor of nuclear factor kappa B kinase subunit epsilon (gene IKBKE). Gene Ontology annotation, molecular function: ATP binding; protein serine/threonine kinase activity. Bases 864 to 2693 code for a protein of 609 amino acids. The transcript is spliced from 24 exons. The record is from RefSeq and is a predicted model, not a curated record. NCBI's taxonomy places the organism in Eukaryota, Metazoa, Chordata, Mammalia, Primates, Cercopithecidae. Gene Ontology annotation, biological process: peptidyl-serine phosphorylation. Gene Ontology annotation, cellular component: cytoplasm.
GUGAGAGAGCUGAGAGCCAGGACUCAGUGCUGAGCUUGGUGUCCCACCGCCACAAGGAGGCAGGGAAGAAACCCACUAGUCCCAGCUCCUGGGGUGGCACAGGCCAUUGCAACUGGCCCUGCCUGUGGGUCCUAAGGGCCCUUGGCCACAGGAGGCUAAGAACACUGCUCAUGAAUGACAGCAAGCCCUGAAAGUUCUGGGAGUUUCACCCAGUCCCACAAACCUGCAUCCCCUGCAGUGGAGAUGGGCUCAGCUCCUGGACGUGCCACAGACAGAAAGCAUAACACACGCUCGCCAGGAAGAGCCUUUGCCUGACUCAGGGCAGCUCAGAGUGUGGGGCAGCAGGUGACCAGCCAGCUCAGGGCAGGAGAUGCAGAGCACAGCCAAUUACCUGUGGCACACAGACGACCUGCUGGGGCAGGGGGCCACUGCCAGUGUGUACAAGGCCCGCAACAAGAAAUCCGGGGAGCUGGUUGCUGUGAAGGUCUUCAACACCACCAGCUACCUGCGGCCCCGUGAGGUGCAGGUGAGGGAGUUUGAGGUCCUGCGGAAGCUGAACCACCAGAACAUCAUCAAGCUCUUUGCGGUGGAGGAGACGGGGGGCAGCCGGCAGAAGGUACUGGUGAUGGAGUACUGCUCCAGUGGGAGCCUGCUGAGCGUGCUGGAGAGCCCCGAGAACGCCUUUGGGCUGCCAGAGGAUGAGUUCCUCGUGGUGCUGCGCUGUGUGGUGGCCGGCAUGAACCACCUGCGGGAGAACGGCAUCGUGCAUCGCGACAUCAAGCCUGGGAACAUCAUGCGCCUCGUGGGGGAGGAGGGGCAGAGCAUCUACAAGCUGACAGACUUCGGGGCUGCCCGGGAGCUGGAUGAUGACGAGAAGUUUGUCUCAGUGGUUCUGUCUCUCCCCUGUACCCCAACCAGAAGAAUGCAUUCUGUUCUCUAAGACAGAAAAGCACCCCGACAUGUAUGAGCGGGCGGUGCUUCGAAAGCCCCAGCAAAAAGCGUUCGGGGUGACUGUGGAUCUCUGGAGCAUUGGAGUGACCUUGUACCAUGCAGCCACUGGCAGCCUGCCCUUCAUCCCCUUUGGUGGGCCACGGCGGAACAAGGAGAUCAUGUACCGGAUCACCACGGAAAAGCCAGCUGGGGCCAUUGCAGGUGCCCAGAGGCGGGAGAAUGGGCCCCUGGAGUGGAGCUACACCCUCCCCAUCACCUGCCAGCUGUCACCGGGGCUGCAGAGCCAGCUGGUGCCCAUCCUGGCCAACAUCCUGGAGGUGGAGCAGGCCAAGUGCUGGGGCUUCGACCAGUUCUUUGCGGAGACCAGUGACAUCCUGCAGCGAGUUGUCAUCCAUGUCUUCUCCCUGUCCCAGGCAGUCCUGCACCACGUCUACAUCCAUGCCCACAACACGAUAGCCAUUUUCCAGGAGGCUGUGCAUAAGCAGACCAGUGUGGCCCCCCGACACCAGGAGUACCUCUUUGAGGGUCACCUCUGUGUCCUUGAGCCCAGCAUCUCAGCACAGCACAUCGCCCACACGACAGCAAGCAGCCCCCUGACCCUCUUCAGCACAGCCAUCCCCAAGGGACUGGCCUUCAGGGACCCUGCUCUGGACGUCCCCAAGUUCGUCCCCAAAGUGGACCUGCAGGCGGAUUACAACACGGCCAAGGGUGUGUUGGGCGCUGGCUACCAGGCCCUGCGGCUGGCGCGGGUCCUGCUGGAUGGGCAGGAGCUAAUGUUGCGGGGGCUGCACUGGGUCAUGGAGGUGCUCCAGGCCACAUGCAGACGGACUCUGGAGGUGGCGAGGACAUCCCUCCUCUACCUCAGCAGCAGCCUGGGGACCGAGAGGUCCAGCAGCGUGGCUGGAACACCUGAGAUCCAGGAACUGAAGGUGGCCGCAGAAUUGAGGUCCAGGCUGCGGACUCUAGCUGAAGUCCUCUCCAGAUGCUCCCAAAAUAUCACGGAGACCCAGGAGAGUCUCAGCAGCCUGAGCCAGGAGCUGGUGAAGAGCCGGGAUCAGAGUGCUAGGGCCUGGGGGAGUGGAGGAGAUCCAGCAAUGAACAAGAACCCCCCGCCCUGCACUGCCCCAGACACCAGCCGGGAGGAGAAAAUGAUCUGGGGUCCUGCUCCCAUCUGGGAGUUUGAGGAGCGCCUUGGGAAUCUUAGCAGCAUCCAGCAGAUUCAGUGCUGUUUGGACAAGAUGAACUUCAUCUACAAACAGUUCAAGAAGUCUAGGAUGAGGCCAGGGCUUGGCUACAAUGAGGAACAGAUUCACAAGCUGGAUAAGAUGAAUUUCAGCCAUUUAGCCAAAAGGCUCCUGCAGGUGUUCCAGGAGGAGUGCGUGCAGAAGUAUCAAGCAUCCCUAGUCACGCACGGCAAAAGGAUGAGGGUGGUGCAUGAGACCAGGAACCACCUGCGCCUGGUCGGCUGUUCCGUGGCCGCCUGUAACACAGAAGCCCAGGGGGUCCAGGAGAGUCUCAGCAAGAUCCUGGAAGAGCUAUCUCACCAGCUUCUUCAGGACCGAGCAAAGGGAGCUCAGGCCUCCCCACCUCCCAUAGCUCCUUACCCCAGCCCUACACCAAAGGACCUGCUUCUCCACAUGCAAGAGCUCUGCGAGGGGAUGAAGCUGCUGGCGUCUGACCUCCUGGAUAACAACCGCAUCAUUGAGCGGCUAAAUAGAGUCCCAGCAGCUCCUGAUGUCUGAGCUCCAUGGGGCGCAUGAGGCAUCCUGAAGCAUUAGAAUGAUUCCAACACUGCUCUCCUGCACCGUGAGACCAACCCAGGGCAAGAUCCCAUUCCAUCACAUCAGCCUACCUCCCUCCUGGCUGCUGGCCGGGAUGUCGCCAGCAUUACCUUCCACUGCCUUUCUCCUUGGGAAGCAGCACAGCUGAGCCUGGGCACCAGGCCACCUCUGUUGGGACCCACAGGAAAGAGUGUGGCAGCCACUGCCUGGGCUGACCUUUCCAUCUUCUCCAGGCUCAGGUACUGCUCCUCCGUGCCCCUGGCUGGGCUGUUGGGAGAAGAGGCUUCCAUAUGCCCUCCCACUCCCUCUGGUUUACAGGACUUCACUCCCUAGCCAACAGGAGAGGAGGCCUCCUGGGGUUUCCCCAGCGCACUAGGUCAAACGACCUCAUCACAGUCUUCCUUCCUCUUCAAGCAUUUCAUGUUGAACACAGCUCUCUCUGCUCCCCUGUGAUUUCUAAGGGCCACCACUCUCAGCCCCAGGCAAUGUAGAGCCUCCUGUUCUUUCUAUGCUUGGUCUGACUGAGCCUAAAGUUGAGAAAAUGGGUGGCCAAGGCCAGUGCCAGUGUCUUGGGGCCCCUUUGCCUCUCCCUCACUCUCUGAGGCUCCGGCUGGUCCUGGGACAUGCAGCCAGGCCUGUGAGUCUGGGCAGGUCCAAGGCCUGCACCUUCAAGAAGUGGAAUAAAUGUGGCCUUCAUUUCUGUUU